This is a messenger RNA of Gallus gallus (chicken), 1181 nucleotides long. It is a transcript of the gene GNG10, whose product is annotated as G protein subunit gamma 10. Gene Ontology annotation, biological process: G protein-coupled receptor signaling pathway. The transcript has 3 exons. NCBI's taxonomy places the organism in Eukaryota, Metazoa, Chordata, Aves, Galliformes, Phasianidae. The record is from RefSeq and is marked provisional. The coding region runs from base 66 to 272 and encodes 68 amino acids. Gene Ontology annotation, molecular function: G-protein beta-subunit binding. Gene Ontology annotation, cellular component: heterotrimeric G-protein complex.
AGAGCCGGGCAGAGCCGAGCCGAGCCGAGCCGCGCAGCGCCGUCCCGUUCCUGCCCGUCCCCGUCAUGUCGUCGGCCGGCAGCCUGAGCACCAUGCAGCGCCUGGUGGAGCAGCUGAAGCUGGAGGCCGCCGUGGAGAGGAUCAAGGUCUCCCAGGCAGCUGCAGAGCUCCAGCAAUACUGCAUGCAAAAUGCCUGCAAAGAUGCCUUGCUGGUUGGGGUUCCUGCGGGGAGCAAUCCCUUCCGUGAGCCCAGAUCCUGCACUCUGCUCUGAAGUCAGGGGAGGUCAGCAGAGAGAUGCCUCGAAGCACGACACGACAAACCAUGGCCUUUUCCUCAAGAAAAGCAUCUCUGUGCCCUUACUUCUGCGUGGCUAAAACUCGGAUAUUUAUCUAUUCCUUCUUGUGCAUUCAUACCUCACUGUUUUACUAAUGUUUUUAUAGUUUUGUAAUGUAAGUAGUCCUUUUUGUAGAAGUCACCACUGUUACUACACUAUCCUAUCUACACAAAUACUAAACUUGAGAAGUUUACAUUUUAGGAAACGAAAACAUGAUAGUUUUUACCAAAUUACCUAUUUCUGACCUGGUAGGUUGUUGGGCUGCAGUGAUGGCAAUAACUACUGCUAUUUCCCAAAACAGAACAUCUGAAAAAUGAACUGUUAACACCUAAAAGCAAAUGCUGGUAGUACUACCAGAAAUGUUCUCAGAAGGAAGUUUUUCUUUAAAUAGCAAGACCUGAAACCAGCAACACUGCUUUCUUUCUCAAGUGCUUGUAAGUCCAUAGAUGGCACCUAUUAGGAACUGCUUGACACGAUGUGUAGCACAGUCUUGUUCCAUAAGGGCACCAACCUUACAAAAAUCCGGAGCUGUUUAAUGCUUCUCACGAUUUGUCUUUGUAAACAUACUGCCUUGGUGGAAUCUCAUGUUUAAACGUUGAAAAUGUAUCCGAACUCACUCUAGAAGCACACGAGCUCCUAAGGGCAGCUGCACGCACGAUUUUCAAGCUUUGAGGUACACAGAAUUACCAAGUUACACAAACAGACUACACGUGGUCUUUCGCCUUCACUUUUCUAUAGAACACUUUUACAAGGACAAAAAAAUUUUUUACUAGGUUUUCCAUUUUGUUUACUUUCUACUGUUUGUAUUAAUCUUCUGAAAGUUUGGAAAUAAAAUUCCUUUCCCUA